CACGAGCUGAGCAAGUACGUUCAUGCGCUGUCCAAGUCUUCGCUGACAUACAAUCGCCACGUCUGGGGAAAGCUCACAGCUACAGAUCGCAACCACAUCGCGGCCAAGUACACCAAGUCUUACACAGUCGCGGUAGGACCACCAAAGGCCAACUCACCGAAGCACCUCUUCAUCAGCAAGGACGUCGUCGCCCUCACCGGCGUGCCCGAGUUCGGACACCACCAGUGGGCAGCCCGAGUACGCUACCUGCCCCGACUUCUCAACCAUGCUCCUAUCCAACUGCUGCAGUUGCUGGGCACCCAAGCAGCAGUAGAACACGAACAACAGCCAGCGCACUAUGAGUAUCUGUGCUACGUCUGCGGAAUAACGACCAGGACCAAGAACGACAUGGAUGACUACGAGACCGAGUUCGGAGAAGUACAGAGCAUCAUCAACUGCAAGGACCUGGACACGUACGGCGACGAGGCUGGAGAGGACGAGUGCGAG
Molecule: messenger RNA, 486 nt
Organism: Prorocentrum cordatum
Lineage: Eukaryota; Dinophyceae; Prorocentrales; Prorocentraceae
Source: the annotation of a GenBank genome assembly